AUGAGCGAUGAUGAUUACAGCCACAUCUAUGACACAAUCCAAAAGGGGAGCAAAGACGAGGGUCCAGACCAGCUGGAGGAAAACGAUGGUCCUUUGUACGACAGAGUCCACGAAGACUUGGGACGUGAAAGCCAUCUGUGUGCCACUAGGUUAGAAAACCAGGAAUACGCCUCUGUGUCAGCAUACGUCUUGAAAAGGGAAGAAGCCACCUCAGCCUCCUCGGAGCCAGAAGCAGAGAGCUACCUCUUGCGUGAUGAGGUAUUUUCUGAGCCCCAGGAAGUCAGGGACAUCUCCACAGGGGACACACGUUCACCAAGUCAGGACCCAGAGCAUCUCCCAUGGGAGCGGCAGGGGAGUGGAAGGAUGAUCGAGGAAGAUGUACCUCAUGUAUCGAGUUUCACAGUUCAGCCCAGCAAAGACUUUUCCAUCAGCCAGGACUUCCUCCCUACCUGCCGUGCUGCUGCUAUUGGUUUGGAAGAAAAUAAACCAGCUUCCAGCAGCCCUGAGAUCUUCCUGUUCGUGAAGGCUGGAAUUGACGGGGAAAGCAUUGGCAACUGCCCCUUCUCUCAGCGUCUCUUCAUGAUCCUCUGGCUGAAAGGAGUCGUGUUCAAUGUCACCACUGUGGACCUAAAAAGAAAGCCAGCAGACCUGCACAACCUCGCUCCUGGCGCGCAUCCGCCCUUCCUGACCUUCAACGGGGAUGUGAAGACUGAUGUCAACAAGAUAGAAGAGUUCCUGGAGGAGACCUUAACCCCUGAGAAGUACCCCAAACUGGCUGCCAAACACCGGGAGUCCAAUACUGCGGGCAUCGACAUCUUCUCCAAAUUCUCAGCCUACAUCAAAAACACCAAGCAGCAGAACAAUGCGGCCCUUGAGAGAGGCUUGACGAAGGCACUACAGAAGCUGGAUGACUACUUGAACACCCCUCUGCCAGAGGAGAUUGAUUCCACCACCCGUGGGGACGAGAAAGGGUCUCAGCGCAAGUUCCUGGAUGGGGAUGAGCUGACCCUGGCUGACUGCAACCUGCUCCCGAAGCUGCAUGUGGUCAAGAUUGUGGCUAAAAAAUACCGGAACUAUGACCUCCCGGCCGAGAUGACGGGCUUGUGGCGGUACCUCAAGAACGCCUAUGCACGGGACGAGUUCACCAACACCUGCGCGGCUGACAGCGAGAUCGAGCUGGCCUACGCCGACGUCGCCAGGCGCCUCAGCCGAUCCUGAGCUUAGCUGUCUGGCCCAAUUCUGCUGCAGAGGAAUUCUACUUCUCCCAAAGGCCUUCAGCUCUCCAGACACUUCUUCCUCAUUGCCUCGAGGAAACAUUUAAAAGGAAAAAAAAAAUAAGGCCACAGCUUGCUGGCACCCCUGAACUCAACUCCAGCCUACUACCUUCUAAGAUUAGUGCCAUCCUUCUGCCGUGGCCCGCAGGAGCCUGGCAAGAGGAGGGACUCAGCGGCUGAUCUUCCCACCCGCUGGCCCGAUCUAGGGUCAGUGUAUCUGGGGUCAGUUUGGAGAGCUUCCCUGGGAUUGUCACUGGUCCCUUCUGCCAAUAUCAUAAUGCUUUCUCAGAUGCUUCAGCAACUUCAAUGUCAGCCUCUCUUCCACCCCCCUCUUCCUUAGUAAUCGAAAGGCCACAGUCAAAUAUCAUCAUGUGACCAUCUCAUCAUGUGAUCCUUAGGGAGCAAUCCUUGCUUUGAUUGGGAGACAGUGGUGGAGGGUGGAACUCAGCUGGGUGUGGCUCUGGGAACCUAGCCUAGCAGCUCCAGCUGCUCACUAUUUCUGACAGAGGGCCAUAUUGUAACGUCCCCUUGGGUGCACCCCAAUUCGCUGCUCUGCUGGGACCUGGUGCAAUACAGUUAUGUCCCGGCCAGCACUGACCCCAGCUUUCCGUCUGUCUCCAUCCACAAAGGCAGUUGACCGAUAAUUCUAGACGAGGUGACCCAAAUGGAGAGGAACUUCUGGGAAGCAAUGUUGAUGCCAAAAGGCCCGCCAGGGUCUACAGUCACAGGGGCACUGACUUCAGAGUGGUCAUCCACCGGAGAUUUCAUGAGUGGGUGUGACUGUGUUCUUCAGUGCGUGGCUUCGGGUUGGAGAAAGAGAUGGGAGGGGCAGGGGAGAUGGGAGGAGAUAAAGUUUGCGUUUGAUGUAGCCUAGGAAACCUUUAGACCCGCCUUCUCUCUCAUCAUCUAACUCUACCAACCAUAAAGCAGACUCCAACAUCGGCCAAAAAACGUCUUCCAGGCCCUUCCUAGUCACUUCUGGAUGUGGGUUGCCACCUGGGUGUGCUCAGGCUCCCAGCUUCUUCAGCCCCAGCCUCUGAUGGAAGAGACAUCCUCUUAGGGAAUGGUGUGAUCAAGGGCUGCCUUAGGAAGAAAGUCCAUGGGUCUUUCUGACAGGGAAGCCACCACUUGAAUUUGGAGAAUAUGUGCUGUCCUGGGCCCAUUUUCCCACCAUCAGACUCUCUAGCAGAUUUUUAAGAAAAAAGCAGUAUAUAUAUUUUAAAGCAGUUAUUUCUCUCCUUAGUCAUUCUCCUCGUGUUUUAUCUACAAAACUCAUGGGGCCUGAACAUGGGAACCUAGGCUGACCAAGCACAUGACAAAUGAGUUAAUCGUUAGCUCUUCCUCGACCAGUGAGCUAGUGAGCGCCUGGGAGAAAUCCAUCUGUUGGGCCUCACCUCCAACAAUCCUGCUUUCUGUGUUGCCAGUGGAGGGCGAGGCUCCUGAGGGCCGGAAAGCCCCUGGCCUUGGCUCAUUACUCUGGAGGGUGGGGCAGCACGGGUCCUUUCCAUAGAAACAUCAACACGUGCUAACAGUCACUGGACCCACCUGCCUCUAGGGAUUGCCAAAGCAAAGCGUGGUCAUUGAUCCGCGGAGGGAGGAAGCCGGAGGUCUCCCUAGCCCAUUGGGGAAGAGGACUCUGCCUGCUAGGCCAUUUUAUAAACCUGAAAGGGCUUUGAAGACGCAAAAUGAGUUGAUUCAUUUCCACCCUACAGGAACCUUUCCACAGGCUCUCGGCAAGCUGCCCCGGGGGAUGUUUGAAGUGUAGCACUGCUGAGGGAACAGCCCUUUUACUGCAGGGAGGAGAGCUUCUGGAACCAUCCGGAAGGCUGUUUAAUUAAUAGGAAACCCCUGCUGUGUUCAGGAAUCCUUCCCAGAUCUCACAAGCAAGCAGGGUGAAUCAACAUCAUCCCUAUGUCCUUCAGGUGGGCUGAUGUUGAAGAUGAGUCUACCAGUAUACAUACAUACAGAGGGGUCCCAGAGGGAGGGGAGACUACUCAGAACCCGUGUGUGAUCUUCCGAGGCCAGAAAUUGGCAAGUCUUUAAAAAUAAACAGCUCAAGCUGAGUCAAUACUGUUUCUAGAAGGUCCUCCUGUGGUUGAGUUAGUUUUACAUCAGUAACGAUAUUUAGGCAAUGUUGGGUAUUAUAGGAUUGAUCAUAACCCCUUUAAAGAGAGGUGAUAUUAUAGAAGGGAGCUCUUCCGAGUACCUAAAUUCAGAAAUAAUUUUAAUGUUAUCAGAUAAUCAUAAUUAGACUGACCAGUGUCUUGGGGCAUAAUUGUCCUGGUAUGUACAAAUAGCAAUAAAGUAAAUGAUGGUUGCGCCCCACUGCCA
This is a messenger RNA of Peromyscus californicus insignis, 3605 nucleotides long. RefSeq names its product chloride intracellular channel 5 (gene Clic5). Bases 1 to 1218 code for a protein of 405 amino acids. Lineage: Eukaryota; Metazoa; Chordata; Mammalia; Rodentia; Cricetidae. The transcript is spliced from 6 exons. The record is from RefSeq and is a predicted model, not a curated record.